GUUGAAUAUUCCAUUACUCCUCAAUCAAUGGCAACAAAGCUUGGAAAAGACGAUGAAGUUCAGGUCGAGCUUGAGCUAUGUCUUUCUCUCGGAGGUCCUUUCAAGAAAACAGAGAAAGCUAAACCAAUCGAAUUCCGUACGGACGGAAAUUAUAACGCCGUCAGAUGCGCCAAGGAUAUUGGCUUUGAUCUCAACGGCGGAACACGGAAGAGGCGGGAAGCGCAGAGAAGCGGAGAAGAAGAAGCUGAGUGCAAGAGGAUCAGAACGGUAUGUAACGGAAUCCUUGACGGAGUUGAUCACGGCGUGAAUUUGGACUUGAGUUUUAGGAAAAUGGGUAACAAUUACGGGUCGGGUCAAUUUAAGGAAAAUUGUAAACCCGUAACUAUCGGGUCACCCAUUUGCAGCUCCCCCGACGUAUCUGAUCCGAGCAGCUCUUCUCGCCAUGAAGGUGGAAGUUGUGACUUUGGGGUAAAUUCUGGCCAAACAAAACCGGUUACAUCGCCGGUUAACAACAUUCAGACCGGUACAGGAGAAACCGUGCAGAGCAGAGACGGUUCGAAUGAUGCGGUGGUAGUGAAGACCCAAGAGCGUCACAAACCUGUAGCCAAAGAGAUCGGAAAGCCUCCAAGACCGCGUCCCAACGGUAACGGAGUGAAGGGCGCUUCUUUAACCCUUCCGUUUGCUCAGAUGCCGUGCGUGACUAGCACUGGUAACGGACCCGAGGGCAAAACCGUAAAUGGGUUUCUGUAUAGAUACUCGAAAUCAGAGAUCAGUAUCAUCUGCGUCUGCCACGGUGAUCAGUAAGUUUACACUCUCGUCUUGUUCAGCUCACGGAGAAGAAGCGAGAUGCAGACAGAAGUGAGUGUUUGGAGAAAGUAACAGAUUCACUUCAGGUUCUGGGAAUAAUACGAGCAGGUAAUGGAGGACCAGAGGAAGUUCGACGAAGAAGAAAAAGAACAGAAUCAAAAUUGAACCUGCCUAGUUAUGUAGAUAG
This is a messenger RNA of Eutrema salsugineum, 994 nucleotides long. RefSeq names its product ninja-family protein AFP2. The transcript has 3 exons. Bases 28 to 804 code for a protein of 258 amino acids. Gene Ontology annotation, cellular component: nucleus. Gene Ontology annotation, biological process: signal transduction; negative regulation of DNA-templated transcription. Lineage: Eukaryota; Viridiplantae; Streptophyta; Magnoliopsida; Brassicales; Brassicaceae. The record is from RefSeq and is a predicted model, not a curated record.